Molecule: messenger RNA, 1308 nt
Organism: Ornithodoros turicata
Lineage: Eukaryota; Metazoa; Arthropoda; Arachnida; Ixodida; Argasidae
Product: nucleolin-like
Exons: 9
Coding region: 149-1129 (326 amino acids)
Molecular function (GO): mRNA binding
Source: RefSeq, a predicted model, not a curated record
GAGCACGUGCUCUUCCCAGGAUGCACUGUGAGCGCUCAUAAACUUGGAAGUGUGAUAGCGUAUGCGCUGUAUUUUUUCGAGAGAAAAGUUUAUUGUACUUUUGUUACUCCAUCUAUAUCAUAUCAAAGACGACUUAUAAGGAAACGACAUGAGUCCGGAGAAAGAUACUGACACUAAACAGCCAGAAUCCAGCGCGAAGGACUCAGAGACGACAUCGCCCAAGGGUGGAAAGGAAAAGGGAGAUGCCCCCGAGGCAGGUGAAGACCAGAAGGCAAGUCCUGAAAAGUGUGAGCACCCAGCGGAAGUGAAACCAGAAGGUGGUGGAGGUGACAGAAGCGAGGGUGCUGAGGUCAAAGUGAAAGAGGAGAAAUUCACCAAGCAAAAUGGUCGAUCCAAUGCUCGUGGCCCACCACGGGGCAAACCAAAGCGACGCAGAUUCCGAAGGGAGCGGGAAAGCCAAAGCGAGGCAGAAGGGACUGAGGACAGUUCACACGUUGUUGCUAAGCCUCAGCGACAACGGCCCCCCAGAGAAAACUCUGAAACUCAAGCCAGGCCCGACAUGGACGAAGAUAUCCCAGCGGCACACCGUUACAACUGGGUAGAUGAUGUGCAGAAGUGUUCGCUGUUCAUCGGUAACUUGACCCUGAACGUGACCAAGCAGGACAUUCAGGAACUUUCCGAGGCCAUUGUCAGCGUUCGGUUCAUAACCAGGAGGAGUGCCAUAGUGAACUUUGCCAGUGAGCAAGUCGCCAACGAGCAGCUGGAAACCCUGAAGGGUAAAGAGAUGCAGGGUGAGGAAAUCUUCGUUGAGCACCUCCGGCCACGGGAGCGCCAGGUGACAAAGUCAGACAGGGACUUGUACGUGCGAGGUACACCCGAAGACAUCCGCAUGGACACGCUUGGGUCUCUGUUCCCCGAUGCACAGCUGAUCGAACGUCAAACUUCGAAAGUCCGUCUGCGAUUCAAGGACCACGACACUGCACUUGCAGCUAUCCAAGGAGCUAUUGGUGAAGAAAACUGCAAUUUCAAGUUUAGCUUUGCAACUGCACGGCCAAGGUGGAUCCGCAGAGGCCCACAGCGUACAGGUUUUCGCAGAAGGUUCCCAAGACAGGAAACAAGACAGGACUAACCACGACAAUGUUUUGCGGACGCGGUGUGCAAUAUUGACAAGUCGGUAACAUCAGGGUGAUGCUAGCUGUUAAUUAAAAAAUACAUUGUUAAGCAACAUGUACCUUAAAACAAAUGAACUGGUUAAGUUAUAUUUUAUUUUUGCAAGAAUGCUCAAUAAAGAGUGCCUUAGCUGUGUUU